Molecule: messenger RNA, 2942 nt
Organism: Paramacrobiotus metropolitanus
Lineage: Eukaryota; Metazoa; Tardigrada; Eutardigrada; Parachela; Macrobiotidae
Product: RNA-binding protein 25-like
Exons: 12
Coding region: 370-2691 (773 amino acids)
Biological process (GO): mRNA processing; regulation of alternative mRNA splicing, via spliceosome
Cellular component (GO): spliceosomal complex
Molecular function (GO): mRNA binding
Source: RefSeq, a predicted model, not a curated record
CAAAACGCCAAAGCUUCAAAAGACUGAGCCGUGAUUUCCACCGUUUUCGGACAGAUUUAUCAUUUCUGAUUUCUGCCACUUUUUUUAGUGGGCUAAAGUGCAUUUGUGUCCCUUAUAUUCUGUGGUGUUAAUAUUCAUUUUGACUACCGUAGCUUUUGCGCAUCCAUUCUCCUUAAUGGUCUUCCUUCUGAUGUCGUUACUUUGACUUCUUAUAUUCGUGUUUCACCCUUACGGUUGAGGGGUUUAAUCUUUGGUGAUACUGAGAUACUGGCCAGUUUUGUCGGAUUUCGUGAACGUAAGAUUACAGCAGGAUAUACGACUGAUCAUUUCUCUUGGCAAAACCUUUAGUGUUCGUCGUUGACGGUGAACAUGUCCUAUCCACAGUAUGGGGGAUUUAGUGGCCCAGGAACCCCACCAAUGUUUAAUGGCCGUCCAAAUAUGCUGCCAGCACAAGGCCAGGUUCCUGGCGGACGCAUGCCGUUUGCUCCUGCUCCCUACAUGAAUCCACGUGGCCCAGGUGGUCCACCGCCACAAGGACCAGGGCAGACGGGACCACAGAAUCCUCUGCUGCAGAAUAUUGCUCCAUUCUCUGUCAAUCCCACUCCACAGCCGUAUUUUCCCACUGGGAACGAAUUACCUCCCGUAAAUGGCGUUCCUUAUCCACCCCCGCGCGUUCCCGGCUUCGGCAUGCCCCCGCGUCCACCCGGCGGACCGAUGCCCAUGCCGCCGCAGAUGCCGUUUGGCGCUCCUCCCAUGCCGGGACAAGUGCCCAAUUUCCGUGCCGUGCCUCCGCCAGCCGGCCCGCCAACGUUUGCUAAAGAAGGUAAACGGGAACGGGGUUCUGGCAAGUACGGUUUUCCGGCCGCGCAAGAAUCGAAGGUUAACUAUGAUCCGGAAAGCGUCGUUACAAUAUUUAUUGGGAACAUUGAUGAGCGGGCUUCGGAAAUAUUAAUGCGAAAUCUCAUCCAGAAAUGUGGCAAUGUGGCGAACUGGAAGCGCGUACAUGGAGCGAACAAUAAACUCCAAGCUUUUGGAUUCUGUGAUUUCUUCGACGCUGAGUCCGCCCUUCGUGCCAUUCGUCUGCUGGAUAAGGUGCGGCUGGCCGCCCGGGAUUUACAAGUGAAGAUUGGAAAUAAACAACAUCCACUGAUUCUGGCUUACCAGACCGUGAUGAAAUCCAGGCUGGGUCCGGAUGCCCCGGAGGACGCUGUGGAUGAAGGCACUAAACUGCAGGAUCAGGUGUUGGCACGUGAGAUCCAGAUAAUUAUCGAUGAUCACGAAGAUGAACUGUCCAAACCGCUUCCAGAAGAAAAAGCGUUGGCCGCGAGAAAGAAAUCAGAUAAAGACGCGAGCAUCGAAGAGAUUGAAAUGGAAGACGACAAACGCCAGCUAAUCAGUCGUGAAAUCCAGAAUUUCCGUGAUACUUACAAGGGCUCCGAUGAAGUUUUAGAGGAACGUAUCAAAGCAGCUGGACGGGCCCAGCGGAAACCUGUGGGUGAACGCGGGGAUUCUCCAACCAGCAACGCCUCCGUCGACACCACCUCGGGCAACUCGUCGCAGAAGAGGCCACCCCGGAAAAGCCGUUCGCCCAGUCCCGCGUCCUCCUCAUCAUCCGAGGAGGUCGUCAACGUUCCCAGUCGACGCAGAGACAUUCGGCGCCUAGCAGAACUGGAGAAGGAAUAUCAGGAUCAGCUGGAGAAAUGGUUAGAUAGGGAGAAGAGAGUGUCGCGGGAGCGCGACAAGGAUGACUCUCGGGAACGGUCCAAGCGGUCGGAGGAGAAGAAAAAUGCUAAGAGAUUGAUCAGGGUGUACGAGGAUUACGACGACGACAAAAUGGAUAACGAGUUUUAUGGGGGUAAGGCGUUGGCGAGGCUAAUAAAAGACAGAGAAAAAGAGCUGGAUGCCGACAAGAAAGACCGUGAACGGGAAACGAAAAUGUUGGAAGAGUUGAAACAGCGAUUAAUCGACGAAGGUCGUGACUCGUUCGAAGCAGAAGAGCAUGUGAAAAAAGUGGAGCUGGAACAGAAUGAACAUAUGAUAUCGCAGAACUUCAAGGAAGCCCUCAGUUCCCUCAACGAACCAAAUAGCUCCCUGAACGAGCCCAUUAGUUCCCCGUUGAGUAAAGAAAGUUUGAAGGAUUCUGACGAGAUCAAACAAGAAAGUCAGUCCGAAGGCCUGCCAAAUUCCACGAUCUCCUUCCAACAAGCCACCAGUCGGCUAGCCAAGCGGAUGCAUGGCAGUAAUACGAUGUUCAGUCAGUCGGACGAGGAAGGGGAAGAGCCGGACAAGCGGAAGCGAUUGUUUAGAAACGAUGAGGAGGUGGAUAGGAAGCGCGUCUUGUCGGAUCAACGCAAAGCUCAAGCCAAGCGUCUAAUUGAGAGUAUUCCCACGAGGAAGGAAGAGUUGUUCGAUUAUCCUAUUUCGUGGGAUUCCCUUGAUAAGAGUCUAAUGGAUGGGCGCGUUAAACCGUGGAUUAACAAGAAAAUCCAGGAAUAUAUUGGUGAAGAAGAGCAAACACUGGUAGAAUUUAUCGCACAAAAGAUUAGCAGCCGAGCCACUCCUCGCAGUAUUAUCGGCGACAUAUCGAUGGUGCUGGACGAAGAUGCUGAAAUUUUUGUAGUUAAAUUAUGGAGAUUGUUGGUGUAUGAAACGGAAAUGAAGAAAGCGAUGCCCGCAGAGGCAAAUCACUAAAUGGUGCGUUUUGUUUUUGUGGUAAGCUUUGGGUUGUGUUUUGUCUUCUCAGCAAGAAAAUUUGCUUAAAAUUUUUUCGCGCAAUUUUGCUGUUGUAUUUUUGACGUUUUGAACAAUAACUAUUUUGUCAUCGUUUAUCAUUCCGAUUCGUUUACGGUGGAAGCUAUUUCUGUGACUAUGUAUUGUCAGUUUAUGACAGGACGUGGAAAAUCAUAAGGACAUCUGGUGUACAUAAAACAUUAUACGAUUAA